Molecule: messenger RNA, 2905 nt
Organism: Ectocarpus sp. CCAP 1310/34
Lineage: Eukaryota; Phaeophyceae; Ectocarpales; Ectocarpaceae
Source: the annotation of a GenBank genome assembly
AGUUCGGAUCAUCCUAAGACGCUACCGUGCUGAUAUCAUACGGGAUCCCGAGGUGAGGUUAGCUACAAAAGGGUUCGGCUAGAGAAGUAGAUUAUGGAGGAAGCCCCCGACCUCAGCAGCUAUACUGAAGAGGAUCGCCAAGCAUUAGCGGCGCACAUCAAAGAGGAGGUGGAGAAGAAAGUACAACAGAAGAUGAAAGAACAAGAAGAAAAGCGUCCCGCUUCAGAGAGCGUGGACAUGCCCCCCGAUGGAGGCGAUCCCCGGCAUGCUCGGCCGGCUGGAACAGCGUUGAACCCGCAACCUGAAGACCAGCCACGAUCGUUGGAGGACGGUCUCGUUGAUUUGUUCGCACGGGCAAUGCGAAGCACCAACACCCCGGGGGAGGAAACCAGGGAAGUCGUAACCCCUAAGGACACCAUCCGUGUCAGCCCUGUAAUACAAGUAGCCCCAUUUACGGGUGUGUUAGAUUCCAGCGGCGAUGUUCAAGUAAGGGUACAGGUGUUUGAGAGCCAAUUUCGAAUGCUGUGGCAACUAGACGAUUGCCUGAAUGCAAUAGUAUCAGAAGAGACAAUCAGGGUGGGGAAGUCGGAUGCAGACAUUCCCAAACUGAAGGAGGAGUAUGGUAGGAAGGCCAUCGAGAAGGCCAUGAAGGCCUGGGAGUUAAUACUGGCAAAGAUUCAAGUUGCAUCGAUCGUACCAGCAAUCAUCUCUAGUGGUUGCCCAACGGAGUCAUGGCGAAUAUUCCGAAAUCAUUUUCAAUUGCAUGCCCACACAGAAAGGACGAGCCUUCAGCUAGAGUGGCAGGAGUUGACGCAAGGGGUUCAACAUCACCCGAAAGAGUACCUGUCGAGAGGGUGGGUGCUGAGGCAAAGGCUAUCAUCUUGGGGAGUGAAAAUUACAGAGGAUGAUGCUAACAGACAUCUUGUGCGCAACCUCCUCCCCGAAUAUGUUGUCUACACAGGUUUUCUGAUGUCCGAGAGCGGUCUAGAGAAGGAGAGAGUAGAACGGAUUAUAGUGAAUGCUUGGGCGGAGAUGGAGGCGCGAAGGAAGAAGAAGCAGGAGAGCGUGGGGGCUCAUGCCCUCGUCACUGGCGGUGAGAACCGUAGUGGCGGGGGAGGGAACACGGGGGGACCGGGGAAGACGAGAGGACAACGGAGGAUGGCAGCGCGGCAACAGAAGCAACAACCGCAGCAGCCACAGCAUCAGCAUCAGCCGUACUUCAACCAGUAGCAACAGGUAUACCGGCCGUCGUACCCGCCUGAAAUAAAAUAUUGUGACCUCCACAACUCCCCGUCCCACAGCAACGAGGAAUGUCGCUUGCAGCGGGGUUGGGGAGGUCCCUCGGGCGGCCAAGGUGCGAGCUACGGCGGAAGGCACGGGCCCCAGCAUGGGGGCCGGGGCUUUUCUGGAGGAGGACGUCAUCAGCAGCAGCCGGCAGGAGGAAGAUUCGGGGGACGUGGCGCCGCUUCCGGUGGGAGGGGCAGGGGCCCUUUUCACCAGGGAUCGCCCGGCAGCAACCUCCCCGCCUACCCUGUACCUCAGCAAGGCUACGACUACAGCACCUACCCCCCCAACAUGUACCGCCCACAGGGAAAUGAACCUCCCAUCCACCCGAAUGACCCUCGCAAGCGGUGUGAGAACUGCGGUGAACUCGGCCACAACCACCUGUUCUGCCCUUCGCGUGUUGAUGUCGGAAGGCCAGCUGGCAUGCCGGCAGGCAACGCGCCGCCCAGGCACCCGCCGCCCCGGCCGCCGGCCGGUGGUUACAGCCAGCAGCCGCCUUGGGCACACUCGUAUGGGCAGGCAAAUACGGCGCAGCAAUACGGCGGAGAGGGUUACCCGGGGGUAGCGCCAGGAGCAGCAGGAGCGACGGCGGUGGCGACGACAGCUCCAUCUACAGGGGCGCAUGCGGUGACGCACGUGAGCGGCGUUUACCAAAAUCCGGUGACGCACGCGAGCGGCGUUUACCAUUACUCGCCCCAACAGCAGCAGCCGGAGUACCUUUCCCCCCCCGUGCAACAGCAGCAGCCCAUCUCCAACCCGUACGCUCCUCCGGCGCCUUCGACCGGAGCGUCUCCAUCGACUGGUGGGGAUUUACAUGCGUGUGUGGUGUGGGCUUUUCCAAGUGAGUCUGAGAAUGGUGUGCUAGUAGAGCGAAGGGACGACGGAUAUGCAAUGAUGAACGUCCUUGAUGAGAGUGUAGGAGAUGAAACUUGGCUUGCAGACUCUGGCGCCACGAACCACACCGCAGGUGACCCGAGGUGCAUGUACGAUGUGGUGAUUCCUCUGCCUGGUAGAGAGCGAGUGAUGAUUGGAGAUGGUAGGACGAUGCCUGUGCUUGGUAUCGGUAGCCUGAAUGUCAAGUUCCACAAUGGUGGAAGCGAUUUUUGCAUGAAGCUCACCAACGUGCAGCACGUUGAGGGAAUGGGCUACAAUUUUUUUUUCGCUCCACAAGGCCAUGGGAGGGCAACGAAUUAAGAUGGAUCCUAUAGGUAUCCACCUGUUUAUGGGUGAAUUAACUUUUCCCCGUGGCGAGCGCGGUUCAUCCUUGAGAGCGACCCGUCUACCGCCCGAUUACACGACGCCAAUUGCUGUGCCCGUGAUGACGCCGUUACCUCCGCCUCCCCCUCGCUCUGGAGACGUUGUGAGUGUGACUGGUGUUGCAACAAUGCAUGCAAUCCCCCGCAUGCAGCAUUCUCCCCAAGGUGUAGCGUACAUGCCCUCUUCCUCGUUUUCUCGUGUCCCGCCCACUGUCACCAGCGCCGGCAGUGUAGUGCCUCCAACGGUGUCUAGAUUCCCGCCCACUGUCAGCAGUGUCGUGCUUCUAUCCGCUCCGACGAGCGUUGUGCCGACCCUCGUCUCUGGUUUCCCGCCCGCUCCCAACAGCGUAGUACAUUCUGGUGAC